Molecule: messenger RNA, 1625 nt
Organism: Dromiciops gliroides (monito del monte)
Lineage: Eukaryota; Metazoa; Chordata; Mammalia; Microbiotheria; Microbiotheriidae
Product: RNA polymerase II-associated factor 1 homolog
Exons: 1
Coding region: 30-1625 (531 amino acids)
Biological process (GO): transcription elongation by RNA polymerase II
Cellular component (GO): Cdc73/Paf1 complex
Molecular function (GO): RNA polymerase II complex binding; chromatin binding
Source: RefSeq, a predicted model, not a curated record
GGCCCUCUGGAGUACUUGUUUCCCUCGUCAUGGCUCCUACCAUCCAGACGCAGGCCCAGCGGGAAGAUGGCCACAGACCCAACUCCCAUAGGUCUCUGCCGGAGAGGUCCGGUGUGGUCUGUCGGAUCAAGUACUGUAACAGUCUUCCGGACAUCCCUUUUGAUCCCAAGUUCAUCAGGUAUCCCUUUGACCAGAACCGGUUCGUCCAGUAUAAGGCCACAUCUCUAGAAAAGCAGCACAAGCACGACCUGCUCACGGAGCCGGACCUGGGAGUCACCAUCGAUCUCAUCAACCCGGACACCUACCGAAUCGACCCCAAUGUUCUCCUAGAUCCAGCCGAUGAGAAAUUACUGGAAGAAGAAAUCCAGGCCCCCACCAGCUCCAAGCGGUCCCAGCAGCAUGCCAAGGUGGUGCCCUGGAUGAGAAAGACAGAAUACAUCUCUACGGAGUUCAACCGCUAUGGGGUCUCUAAUGAGAAGCCCGAAGUCAAGAUCGGGGUGUCUGUGAAGCAGCAGUUCACUGAGGAGGAGAUCUACAAAGACCGGGACAGCCAGAUCACAGCUAUUGAGAAGACUUUUGAGGACGCCCAGAAGCCCAUUUCCCAACACUACAGCAAGCCAAGGGUGACUCCUGUCGAGGUGAUGCCUGUCUUCCCAGACUUCAAGAUGUGGAUCAAUCCCUGUGCCCAAGUGAUCUUUGACUCAGACCCAGCCCCCAAGGAUACCAGUGGUUCUGCAGCCCUAGAGAUGAUGUCUCAAGCCAUGAUCAGGGGAAUGAUGGAUGAGGAGGGCAACCAGUUUGUGGCCUACUUCCUGCCUGGGGAAGAGACCAUGCGGAAGAGGAAGCGUGACCAGGAAGAGGAGAUGGACUAUGCCCCAGAUGAUGUCUAUGAUUAUAAGAUAGCAAGGGAAUACAACUGGAAUGUGAAGAACAAGGCUAGUAAAGGCUAUGAAGAAAACUACUUUUUCAUCUUUCGGGAAGGUGAUGGAGUCUACUACAAUGAGUUGGAAACCAGGGUCCGCCUCAGUAAACGUAGAGCCAAGGCUGGAGUGCAGGCAGGCACCAAUGCCUUACUGGUGGUCAAACACCGGGACAUGAACGAGAAGGAACUGGAAGCUCAGGAGGCUCGGAAAGCACAGCUAGAGAACCAUGAGCCAGAAGAAGAGGAGGAAGAGGACAUGGACAUAGAGAUGGAGAAAGAGGCCCCAGGCUCAGAUGAAGAACAGGAAGAAGGAAGUGGCAGUGAAAAGGAAGCAAGUGAGGAGGAGGAAGAGGAGCAAUCAGGAAGUGAGAGUGAUGAGGAAGAAGAGGAGAGUGAGAAGAGUGGGAGUGGAGAGGACAAAGAGGAGGAGGAGAGCAGUGAGGAUGAGGCCCGAGCAGCCAGAGACAAGGAAGAGAUCUUUGGAAGUGACGCUGACUCGGAGGAUGAGGAAGAGGAAGAGGAUGGGGAAGGCCUAGCCAAGGGCAGUGGAGAGGAUGAAGAAGAGGAGAGUGGAAGUGAGGUAGGGCCUGGGCAGCACAGGCCCAGCCCCUCCUUCCUCAGUGCCACUGAUGACUCAUCCCAAGAGGAUGGUAGUGAGGGGGGUACUUCUAAUUCUAGUGAGGAGGCCAGUGACAGUGACUGA